GCCAGGUAGAGCGCCGUGUCGCCCACUGUGGGGUAAGACUUAAAGAUGGAGAUCACCGCCAGCUGCAUGAACAUCAGGAACACCGGCUGGUCCCUGCAGGCCGACGCACACAGAGAUGCGGAGCUGGUAUCGGCUGUUGGGAGAAAAAUGGCUGGUUUAGAGGCGCUGUACACCUGUGUCGCAGAUAAAAUCGAGUGUCCGCAGGACGCCGUCGUGUGCUUCGUUCACUGGGUAAUGAUAAAGAAUGGCUACCGGUGCAUCGGAUCUGGAUUCGAGCCUAGCAGCCGUGAUAAAAAGUCAGAGCUGCUUCCUGCUGACUGGAGCAGCAACAAGGAGCUGUACAGCCUGCGCUACAGGACCAGCGACACAGACACCGUGAUGGUGCUGAAGGCCAUCGCUGUGGACUCCACGCUCAUCUUCAACUUAAUGAACUCCGGCACUAACCAGGUUUCAUACCUGAUGGUGAACAUCAGCGACCACGUCAACGCCGAUCAGCUGCACACCUUUGACAGCAGCACAGAUAAUGACGUAAACACGACGUUGUUCCGGUUGGUGACGGAGCCUCUCUGUGCCACAGCGUGUUCAGAGACGCAGACGAUUUGUCUGAGACGGUGAAGUCUCGGCUGCUGCCCCGCCCAGAGAAAGCGCCGGAGAGCAGCAGACAGGAGGAGGGCGAGUCGUCUCAGAGGAGGCGGGAGGAAGACGGCGACCCCC
Molecule: messenger RNA, 714 nt
Organism: Xiphophorus hellerii (green swordtail)
Lineage: Eukaryota; Metazoa; Chordata; Actinopteri; Cyprinodontiformes; Poeciliidae
Product: proteasome inhibitor PI31 subunit-like
Biological process (GO): proteasome-mediated ubiquitin-dependent protein catabolic process
Molecular function (GO): proteasome binding; endopeptidase inhibitor activity
Source: RefSeq, a predicted model, not a curated record